Ectocarpus sp. CCAP 1310/34 is the source of this 939-nucleotide messenger RNA. Lineage: Eukaryota; Phaeophyceae; Ectocarpales; Ectocarpaceae. The record is from the annotation of a GenBank genome assembly.
AUGCCGACAUCUGAACAGUUCCCGCUGGGUUCAGCCAACAACUCUUUGGUGACGGAGGUAAACGAGGCCCGGGCCUUUGAAGAAAACUCAAGCUUGUUCAUCCUCGCGCUGGACGGAAGCAACGGCGAAGGCGUUGCCGCCGGGGUAGGGGACUUCCUCGACGGGGCUGCCAGCGGCGUGGCAGGGGGCGCGGGUGGACAGGCGCCGGACGGCAUGCAGGCGCCAGGAUCAGAGAGCGGGGAGGACUUCAACAGCGGGUGCCUCAACGGCGACGACGCCUCUGAGAUGUCCGAUAGCGACGGCGACGGCCAGUGGAUGCCCGGCACCAAGGGAGGGGCGCCGCCCUCUCGCCUGCCCAGGCAGAUGCCAUACAGUCUCUCGAGUGCGACCCGGAGUGGUUGUUUCUGCGUCUGUAUUGACGACAGGAAGGUCACCCCGGCGGCGAUGCAGGAGGCCCGCCGCCUGUUGGAGAACCCCCGCGAGUUGCACGGUCUCCGGAACGAGGCUCUGGACCACCCCCGAGUCUACCGGGGCACCAGAUCGACGGAGGACCUCGACCGCCACCAGCUCCGCAACCUGGUGGGCACCGCCACCCUACCCGACAACGGCCUGGUCAAAAUCCUCGGGUUCUUCCUCGGCGACCUGCGGGCGCUAGAGAGCGCGUGUGCCGAGGCGGAGCUGCAGGGGCCGGUGGAGUUGAGCAAAUUCGUCGGCGACCGGGGUGUCCAUGCGCCGGUAGUUCACGACCUCCCGGCGUUCGCCGGCGACCCGGCUGCCUGGACAGCUCCGAUCCUCUUGGAAGCAGGAGAUGUGCCUUCAGUAUCAGAGGCGCGCGUUCUUACCACAAUGAACCCAUCACCACCACCACAACAGUGGGAAGGUGUCCCAAGCGGUCAGCAACGUCUCGUUCUUCGAAGGUGGGCCGGCCGGGCACGAUAA